Messenger RNA from Lucilia cuprina (Australian sheep blowfly), 5240 nucleotides. RefSeq lists its product as uncharacterized. Bases 365 to 4789 code for a protein of 1474 amino acids. Gene Ontology annotation, molecular function: protein binding. The transcript has 10 exons. The record is from RefSeq and is a predicted model, not a curated record. NCBI's taxonomy places the organism in Eukaryota, Metazoa, Arthropoda, Insecta, Diptera, Calliphoridae.
UUUUGUUUAAAAGAGAAGAAGGAAAAAGAUACGCGAAUUAGUUUAUGGUUUUAAAUUAAAUUUACUAAAAAAUUAUUAGAAAAACAACAACAAAUUAGUUUCAAUUAAAACUUUAAAUAAAUUAUUUAUAAAUAAAAAACUAAAGUGCAAUUUAUAAUAACAAAAUUUUCAAGAGAUAUAAACAAAGGAAAAAAGGCAAUAACAAAGUGGCAGGAAAACUGCAACAUAAAAGAAAAAGUGCAAGAAAGAAAUUAAAUAUUUUUAUGCACAAUUUACUUUAAAACUUUAAUUAAAUUAGAAAAUAAUAAAAUUGAAAAGUUAAUUAUUAAGCAAUUUUAAAUAUUAAAUAAUAAGCUAGAUCAGCAUGAGUUUUCAUAGUCGUAGUUCUAGUGAAGUUGAGAACAUAUCAUUUAGUGAUAUUAUUCUAGUGUUCUUUAAAGAUUUUCGAGAUUUUGAUUUUAAUGAUGUCAUUAAUGAAGUACGUCAUGUAUUUACACCGACGCAAUUCGAUUGCAUAGCAAAACAGAAAGGUGAUGCUCAAAUUUUUCAAUUAAUCUGGGUUUUGAAUAACAUGCCCGAUGUUAAAAUAUUGAAAUUUUUUGAUAUUAUAUACAAUGACUAUAAAUGGAUAGUGGAUAAAAUAAAAGCUGAAGUUAAUGAUCCCAGUGAGAAUACUUCAGUUUUUCUGAAGCAUUUAAAAGCUUUACAAAGUGAAUUUAUAAAACAUACAAAAUAUAAUGUACAUCGUACGAGAAAGUUCUUAGAGUUACGCUCCAAAUUACGCAGUCUCAAUCCUAAAAUAGGUCCCUGUAGCGUUGUACUUUUGGGCGGUUUGGGUAGUGGCAAAAAAUGGCUAUCAUUAGAUGUUUGUUCUGAUUAUAGUGUAAUGAAAAGUAUGAAUUUCAAAAUAUAUUGGAUAGAUUGUUACAAUUGUACCUCACAGCUAGAAGAUUACAAGGCCUUGAAGGUACUCAUGAUUAAAAUAAAUCCACAACAUCAAUUCGAUGAUACUUACUCUACUGAAAACUUUCUACGAUUAAAAGAGCAAAUAAAACUUCAAAUGAAAUCAAAAGAUGGACGUAAUGAUUGUCUUUUAGUUUUGGCCAAUGUACAGAAUAUCAAAUGUCAAGAGGCCUUCAAUUUGGGCUGUAAACGUUUGAUUAUAACGCGUAAUAAGAAAGUUAGCGAUUCACUGCCGCCCAAACUCAAUGAACAUAUAAAACUUGAUCAGGGUUUUACACUAAUGGAAUUCUAUCUACUGCUUGAUAAGUAUUUACAAUAUGAUUGGCGCAAAGACAGUAUUGGUAUGGCUAAUGAUAUCUAUCAUUUGAGUCAUGGUGAUCCGUAUUUGCUGAGUAUAAUAGCGAGAAAUAUAGGUGAAAAGAAAUCGAACUGGAAUGAAUGGACAAAUAACAUCAAUAAAUUGCAAAUACCCGAUGCCAAAUUUCAACGUGACAUUGAGAAGUCUUUGGAGAUUAUGAAUCAAAGAGAAUUGGAAUUGUAUGCUACAUUUGCUGUCUUUCCUUAUUGUGCUCAAAUACCAGUAGCGUUACUAGCUCACUUAUGGAAUAAAAAACCAUACGAAGCUGAGGAUAUUGUUAAUAAAUUUGAUGCCAAUUCAUUUGUACAAAAACAAAUACUCGAAGACAAUGACACCAUAGUAUGCACUGUUAAGGUUGUCUACAGUUCUUAUAUAAAAAAUUGCAAUAAAAUGCAACAACUUAUUAAUAUCCAGGAAUUGCAUAGAAAAAUUAUUGAAUACUAUAAAGUUGAAGAAUGCUUAAGAGAACGCAAAGAUGUAGAUUUGGAUUUCAAUACACACGAUGGUUACGUCUUACGUUGGAUUGGCUAUCAUUUGUUUGGCGGCAACUAUAAACGUUUGCUAUCUAAGCUUUAUAAGGAUUUUGGUUUUUUGGGGCAAAAAAUGCGUGCAGUUGGCCUGAAUAACACUAUCGCCGAUUUGCGUAAUUAUGACAGUGAAAUAUCACUGGGUGAGCGAAAGUAUUCUUUUAAGAAAAUGAAAGCUUUUCUCGCCAAAAUGGAAGAGAAAAUUAUGCAUUUUCCCGACUGUUGUCUAUUGCAAUAUGCUUUGCUGUCGGAAGAUUUUAUUUGUGAAAAUGCUUUACAGCAAAUAGAACAAUUUCCGCGUCGCUUGUGGUUUUCGGAAAGAGGUCAAUAUCAACAAUGGCGUUUUAUCUGCAGUCUACCUCAGUCGGCGCGUUUAGUGCGUAUUUUAGAUGAGGACUUAUGCCUGGUGGUCUUGACCAAUAAUAACACUUUAUUGGUGGACUUGUCGUUGGAUUCUAGAUGCAGUUAUCUGCUGCUUAUGUGUGGUGUUAAUAUCACUGAUAUACAUAUUUUCGAUAAUAAGACCCAUGUUUUAACUUUGGAUCUUUACGGUAGUCUAAAACUGUGGGAUAUUUCGUUGGAAAAGAGACGCCUUAUAAAUCAAAGACAACAUGCGGUGGGCAAUAUGAAUGCCAACAUAGUGUCGUGUACUGCCAAUCUCUUGUGUCCUAAACAAAAUAUCAAUGAGCUUAUUAAUUCCUGGGCCCGCAUACAGACAUUUUAUUUUGAUAUACCCAGUAUUGGCAUGCCUGGUACUCUACUGGUCGCUUUAAAGGGUGGCUUGCUUAAGUUUUUCGAUUGGGAUCCCAAUACAAAAGAAUUUAAAUUGAAUUCUUAUAAAAUCUCCCACCAAACGUAUAUUGAGAAAAUUCAUAGCAUAAGUCAAAUAAAAACUCACUACAUGAUCAUCUAUUACACCGAAAAUGGUAAUAUGGAUGCUACCUUCUUAAAGCUGCGCAAUACUGAACAGGAAAUGAAAAAAUUCCAAUGGCCAAAGAAUGCUAAGUUAGUAUAUCAUAAAGUGUGUGAUAAUGUUGUACUACUAGUAUUCAAUCAUAUGGUAGUACGUCUUUCUCUUACCUUACAACCUUUCGAUGGAGAUCUCGAAGUACUUUACGAUAGUCCUGAAAAUGUCAUCAAUUGUGGUAAAUUAUUGUUGGACAACAAAUACCUAAUGCUGGGCACCACUCGUGGUCUCAUCAUUUUCGAUAUUGUCAACGGUAAUGAAACUUUACAGAGCAGUGUUAGUGAAAAUAUUAUCUCUUUGGAUAAUUAUGAUCUGGAUGAUGAGGAAUUUAAAUCCAUGAUUGUUUGCGGUUGUAGUAAUAAAAAUAUUGCCUAUAUUUAUGGUCUGCGUUUGGCCCACGAUCAGACAUUGGCUUGGGAGCAUAGUUUAUUUCGUCAAAGCGAAGAAUUGGCUCACUUAGAGCAGCUGAAGAAUACUAGAUUUGUGGGUCAGAAAUUGUUCGAUGUAUGUGAGGAGGAUGACACUUUGUAUGCGGUCGAUUCGAAAAAUAGGAUACAUCAAAUCUGUCGUGCCGAAACGAAAAAUUGGUCCAUAAUACCAUCAUUAGAUGUGCAACAAAAUGUUAUUGGCAUUCACUGUUUUAAGAAUUCCGUUAUUGUGUCAUAUGAAAAUGGUGAUAUUUAUAAUCUCCAAGAAAAACGUUUGAUCAUAAGGGCCAAUGAAAUCAUAGACAAAGAAUUCAUACUAAAAACUGUAGAUAACAGUUUAUUGGUGACUUCGUCGGCUCUAGAAAUGACCUAUGUUAAACAUAUAAAAGAAAACGAGAACGAAAAUAAAAUUACAACUUUUAGAUUUUUAACAAAAUAUUGUUAUAUGAUAAUGGGAAAAUUUUUUUUAAUUGUUAACAAUUUUGGUGCUUCACUGUUUUUUGACUGUGAAAAUAAUUUCUCUUAUACCUUUGGCAUUCCUGCUUACUCGCUGUUGACCGCUUGCGAUUUAAAGGAUAAUGUGCUAUUUUUGGGCUUUUCCAGUUAUGAGGUCCAUAUUUACAGUUUGGAUAAGGAUGCUGGGGGCUCUAUACGAUGCCAUAAACGCGCUGAAAUACCCCCACUUAAAGAUGUGCAAAUAACCUGCCUUACCGCCUCCGAUAAUGCAAAACUUUUGGCUAUUGGACUCGAUACAACAACGUCUAAUGGUUUUCGUUCAUGUGGUGACAUCGAGUUAUUUAAACUCAACGAUGACUACAAGCCUCAGUUAAUAUUCUGUCUCAAAUCCCAUGUUAGACCCAUAAAUGAUCUGAAGUUUUCACCUCAAAACGAGGUGUUAGUCAGUGUGGCAGAACAGAUUUGCUUUUGGAAUAUCAACUAUGUGCUUAAUAAUCCCUUGGAUGUGGGCAGCAAAAAACGACACAGUUCACGUUUUACUUCACAGAAAAGUGCCGAAGAAGUGGAUUUUAAGGGAGCGGUUGAGGGUCAACAGCAAAGACGGGAUCGUUUUUUGAAUAUACAACAAAAAUUUCUUGCCUCAUUGGAUUCAUCAAGUCAUAAACUAGGUCUUAGUUCUAACAUUAGUCAUACUAAUAGUAUGGAACAAUCGGUUUAUUCGGAUGAUCUUAACGAUGAUAGUGUCUUUAGUAAUAGCAUAGAUAAGAUAGAUGAGGGCAGCUGGUCUUAUUUAAUGGGACCCAGUGACAAACCUGAGCUGCUAUCUUGCCUUAAGCUGGAUGGCAAUGAGGCCAAACAAAUUUUUGUCAAUAAAAAUUUUACGCAAUUCUUUACCAUCGAUAACGAGGGAGUCUACUACAAUUUGCAGCGUAUUAGGCCUUCUAAUCCAGUGCCGCCAGAAGAAGAAGUUGAUAUGACCGAUUCUACAUCGUCCUCCAUAAAUUUGGAUUAUUUAGAUGUACACCGUUUAUCCGUGGCCUCAUCUACUAUGUCGGGCACAGAUGUUGUUGAUACUGCCAAUAAUACAUGACUAUUAAACACACGUACUUACUUUCUAAAUGCUCAUCAUCUAACAUCUCUUAAGCAUUUUUUAACAUCUUUCAUAAUUUUAUCUUGUUAUUUUUAUUUAGUCAUGUAUUUAUGCAUUUUUGAUAAUGUGAUAUUUUCAUAAUGAUGAAACACAUUCAUAUGAAGAAGUUUGAGAAAACUUCGUUAAUGCAAUUUAUAUUCGAAAGAAAUUUAUGUUUUCAAAACACUUUUUUUUUGUAUUAGAACUGAUUAAGUUUAAAAUUAUUUUUUUUUUAUAAUUAUGUUUUAUAUCUAUAAAUAUUCUCCACCUGCCUAUCUUAUUAUUACUAUAUAUUAAUAAUUCUAUAUGUUUUGUAUUUUGUACAUCAAUAAUGUAUUAACAAAAUAGUUUUUCUCUUUAUAUUUACACAGAUUUAAUUAAAGUAAAAUAUAUAUUUUUUAUAUAUUUAAAA